Fragaria vesca subsp. vesca is the source of this 1738-nucleotide messenger RNA. RefSeq lists its product as uncharacterized. The transcript is spliced from 4 exons. The coding region runs from base 248 to 1435 and encodes 395 amino acids. The record is from RefSeq and is a predicted model, not a curated record. NCBI's taxonomy places the organism in Eukaryota, Viridiplantae, Streptophyta, Magnoliopsida, Rosales, Rosaceae.
GACCCUCACACACUGGGGCAUCUCCUAUCCCCUGAAAUAGAAUAGGCCCCUUAAAACCAAACCCACAGAAUCUGAUUACCCACCAUCAAUCUAUGAUUCACCAAUUUCUACGGAAAUCCCAAUAGAAAAGAAGAUCCUUUACCAGUCCCACAAAACACGGUUUAUCACAGAGGCCCAGAUAGAUAGUAAAUUUUGGGUCUUCUUCUCUCAGACCUACGCAUCUGUCGUUUGAGAAGUCGCAGCGAUCAUGCCGUCAGGUGCUAAGAGAAGAAAGGCCGCCAAGAAAAAGAAGGAGCAGGAGACCCAGAAUGGGGAUUCAUCAACAACCAACAAAGCCAACCCUCAAGGAGAUGAAGGGAAAAUCCGGGAUGAGAAAGGAAGUGAUAGUGGUCAGGUUGACUCUAAACCUCUAGCUAAAGAGUGGAGACCAGUUGCUAAAGGUAAGUCCGUAGAGGGAGAUUCUAGUGAUGCAGAGGCUACACGGAAAGAUGGCGGUGUUAAAUUUGAGAGGGAUUUGAAGGAGGGUUCCAAGAGCAAUAAGCGUGCUGGGUCUGGAAAGGAAUCAAGUAAAGGUUCGAGUAGUAGCGGUAGCGGUAGUAGUAGUAGUUCAGAUGGCGAGUCUCGCGUUGUUGACAGGAGAAGGAAGGAGAAGGGCGAUGCUUCAGAGGAAAAACCUGCUAGUGUUUCAGAGGGAAAACCUGCUCGUGUUUCAGAGGAAAAACCUGCUAGUGUUUCAGAAGGUAAACCUGCUAGUGUUUCAGACGGAAAACCAACUCAUGUUUCAAAAGAAAAACCUGCUGGUGUGUCAGAGGGAAAACCAGCUCGUGUUUCAGAGGAAAAACCUGCUAGUGUUUCGGAGGAAAAACCUGCUAGUGAUUUAGUUAAGUCAGUUGAUUCUUUACUAGCAGAAGUGACUCACUCUGCUGGAGAUGCACCGGCUGAGAAGACUACGAGUUUAGAUGCAGAAAAGACCCAUUCACUUCAUUCUGAUAAGCCUGUAGCUUCUGUUCCUGGGAUGACUGUGCACCUUACAGAAACUACUCAAGUUGACGGUCUAGUGAUCUCUGGUACAGUGGUAAAACCGGCUGUGGAGAGUGGUACAGAGAAAUUGUUGCCUACUGGGGAUCCAGAAAGUUUGACAGAUUCUCUGCCAGAGAAAAUCGAGAGUAUGGUGACUCCCAUGCCAAUUGAGAAUGGUAAGGCAUCUCCGAGUAUGGCGGAAUCUGUAUCUAAAGAAAAUGGGAGUAAAGUGUUGCCAUCCUUAGUUGUUUCUGUCGCUCAAACUAGUAAUGAUGCUGGAUCCAUUAAAGAUUCCGAAAUUCCAGAGUAUUCUGAAAGCCAGCCGCUAGUAGCUCCUGCCCCACGAGUGGUAGAAAAAACUUCUUGGUUUGGUUGCUGCGGAAUUCUGGACGUGAUAACAGGCUCUAGGAGAUAACUUCAGGUCGAAGCAUGACGGGUUUCAGUCGACUCUUUGGAGCAUGUGAAGUGAAGAACCUGGUUUACAACUUUAUGAUAUUUUGUUAUUAGAACUUCAAGUUUCUUUUUUCCCCAAAGAAUAAUGGGCAAGAGGCCUCCUUUGGUAAAUCAUUAUAGUUGUGGUUAUAGUUUUGAGGAAUGGUAGGCAGCUGAAUAUAUACAGCUUUUACAACCUUCGAAUCUUAUUUAAUUUUGCAGAAUAGUUUCUUUUGGCAUUGUAGGGAAAUGGUGUGACCUAAAAUUGCAAGAACUUCUAUUAGUA